Messenger RNA from Leptinotarsa decemlineata (Colorado potato beetle), 6428 nucleotides. It is a transcript of the gene east, whose product is annotated as enhanced adult sensory threshold. The record is from RefSeq and is a predicted model, not a curated record. Gene Ontology annotation, cellular component: nucleus. NCBI's taxonomy places the organism in Eukaryota, Metazoa, Arthropoda, Insecta, Coleoptera, Chrysomelidae.
CCUUCAUUUGUUUUUAUAGUUAUUUACCCCUUAAAGUUAGGACGGCAGUGAAUUUGACAACGGUUUUGUUCGUACUAAGCUUUCGCGAUAUCAAAUACAGAGAAAAUACUUGGCUUUACGCGGAACUUGUGGUGGAAAGUGUGCUGUUUCAGAGGAAAUCGUCUAACAGGUCAACGGUACGCCAUCCAAAUGUCAUGGCAACUAGAGUCAAUAGAAAGAAUGCAGCCUCUGCAGCUGCAGCAUCCCCAAAAGAUAUAGUAAACGCAGUCAAAAAUGAACUUGUGGCAUCACCAAAGCCGAGCGGAGCUAAAUCAACGGCAAGAAACACGCCUAUCGGAAAAAGAUUAGCAAAAGUAACCCCAGCCAAAAAGAUCGUCAAAAAAACAAUAGGAAUCAAGCUGAAGGCCAAAGCCAAAACGCAGCUGAAAGUCCUACCGAAAGCUCUCUUACAAACCACCAAAACUGCCGAAAACAGGAAAAAACUCUUGAGAAAUGGCGUGAAGGAAAUCAAACCAAGAAAGAAGAGGAAAACCGUCAAGAAGGAAAUAGACGACUCGCCUCCUGUUCUGGAACCAAUUUUUCCCAUAGAAGAAAACUUGGAGGGUAAGAAAACUCCAAAGAAACGCCUGUCGAAGAAAGCCGCUAAAAACACUACCCCUGACCUGCUGGACAUAACAAAAGUCAAAGUAGAAAACGAGGAUGACCUCUCCCUGUCGAGCGAUUUCACAGACAUCUCCAAUAACGAAAUACCCACACUUUCCAGGCAGGUUAAAAAACCCAGAGCUUCUCGCAAGCCCAAAGUCCAGAGUGACACACUGGAAGAUGUCAUGAACGACCUAACUUUCCUCAUAAAAGCUGACGACGUUAAAAAAGAGGUCGACUCCUUAUCGGAAUCAGGCAAAAGCGACACGGUAGCGAAACCCAAAAAGCUCACCAAGAGGCAGCGAAUAGAACUACUGAAGAAGAAGAUGAUCAAAAAAGAAAAUAUAGAAAAUACCCUGAGCAAGCUGGACUCGUCUGACGAAAAGGUCAUCGACAUGCUGGACCUGAACGUAAAGAGGGUCAAAAAAAAGUCGCCUUUGAAGAGGAGGCACAGCAUCGAGAAGUUUCCUGUAGGCUCGGUGGAAACCAGCGAAAACGCUCCGCGCACUAUUUUUGGUCAUGUACCACGCAGCGCCAGCCCGAAAAUCAAGCGCAAUGCUAAGAGUAGACAAAGCAUAGAAGGAAGUAGCCAGCGGCUUAACCCGUAUGCUACUCGGUCUGAUUCGCCAGCAAGAAUGUUGAGGAAUGGAAAACAGCGCAAGCUUAAAUCCACAGGACUUCUGGCUGGGUUGGACAGCUCUAGCAAAAAGCGCAAAAGGUUGUGCUCUGAUUUGAGCGGCAGCGAAAUGUCUUUUUCUAAAAUGUCAGGUUAUGAAUCAGACAGCAGCUUCUCUGAUCUCUCCUCUAUCCACGGAACUGAAAGUAACGACCCGAAGGAUCUAGACUCGACCAAAAGCCAACAAAGCGCCAGCUCAGACACUGCCCAAAACGGACCAAUAGAUAACUUAGAUAUUAUCGAUACAAAUUCAAACGUGUGCAAGGACUUCAAUCUGAACAAGCCCACCAUUAACUCUGAAGUAAAGGACGACGUUGUGUUGCCAGACAAAGAUGCAUUGCUUGACAUCAUGAAACAAGCGUUCAAUGAUGUGAGCUUCCAAAAAAGCACGCCCAAGACUAGCCCCAAAGGCGGCGCCGUGGGAACGGCUAGGUUUUAUGGCAGGACACCCCUUAAAGGUAGAGGGAAUGUGGGCAAAACAGAAAGAAUCGAGACGAUAGUGACGGACGAGAGUUCUAGUACUUCAUUUUCGGAAAGUAUACCGGCCAGAACGAUUACUUCUGAGGAAUCUCACCAGGAAGAAGUGGUGGAGACCUCAUCCGGUUUUCAAGAAUCAACCAAAGUGGAUCAGGACAAUAUCGAAACUAUGAACGACACAGAUGAUAUUCUGGCCCAAUCAGAUGAUGUCUUGAGCCAGUUGGAAAAAGUUCUAAAUCAGCAAGAAGCAAUGUUAAAUCAGUCGGAAGAAACGCUGAAACAGUCAGUCUUAAAUCUGCCAACAGAGCAUAUGAAUGAACCUAAAGAGAAACCACUUCCUCUACUAGAAGUUCCAGUUCAGCUAGAGGAGGCAAGUCAGGAGAAAGAAAUAACAGAACAGCCAACAGAGGUAUUGAAUCAAACCAAAGAAAUAUUUUUUGAACCGCAAGAUGAAAUAAGUGAAACUGAGGUUGUGGUAAACCGUUUUGAAAUUACAAAUCAAAUGGAACUUAUUGAAAAUGAACCUGAACCUGCAGAAAAUCAAAACGAGCAGGAGGAAGAGCAGCCAAAUCAUAUGGAUAGUCAAUAUGACGACAAAUUUGGAGAUACUGAUACCAGGUUCGAAAAUGUCAGUCCGCUUGUUAUAUCUAAUCAUCCCAAUGAGAAUACAGAAGAAAUGGAAGUCGAAGUACCUGUAAAGUUUGAACCAAUGAAUACUAGUUCUUUUUAUGGGCCUGAAACUUCUACAACACAGCAAGCAGAUAUAAUGGGUCCAGUCGUGGAGGAAGAUGUCAAAGAAGAAAAUAACAUGGAAUGUGAAAACAGUGAAGACAUUGAUGCAGAAAUCCAACCAAGUUUUCAUCAGGAAAAUGUUUCAGAUGUGGUAAAUGAGAAAGUACCUGAAGCAGUGACAGAAGAAAAAGAAUCUCCUCUAUUAAAGGAGACUGGAGUUGAGGUUGGAGUGGAUCCUUUGGCAGAAGAGUUUAUGGAGACUGCUCAAGAUCCGUUAUUGGUGCCUGUCCUGGAUUCCGUAAAGGAAAAAAAUAGUGAAGAGACUUUGGUUGGAGACGUGAGUGAAGGAACAAAUGUAAAUUCUAGUGAUGUUGAUAGGACUGAGAGUGAUAACAUUGUGAUGGACUCGAGAGAAGAGGAUGUUAAUCCCAGUAUUGAGGAGUCUGCUGAGGAACUUGCAGAAAAAGAAAGUGUUCUUAAGGCACUGGGACUUCAAAGUCUGAAAGCUGCAGAAGAAGCUAAGCAGAAGAUAAAAGAAAAACCUUCAGGGUCCAAGAGUGAAAAUUAUACAGGCACUCUGAAAACUGUGAUCAAAAUUAAUCGUGAUAAGAAAAAGGGGCGUAGUACAAUUAAAAUGACUUUACAAAAGAAUAAAUCAAAGAACUCUAGUGUAGAAGAAGAAGCGACUGUUUCUGAAGAGAAUUACAAAAUCUUGAAAGAGGGAGCAACCUCGGCAUUGAAGCAAACCCCUCAUUCAUCAGAUACGGCUGGUGCGCAAAGAAAGUCUCAUUAUUCUAACAGAUCUAACAUGGAUGGCAGCAGUGAACACACUUCUGAUGGGGAAGCCGCUGCUCAGGAUGGAGCAAUCAAAGCGCUGGUUAUUCCAGAGAAAGCCAGCUCAUUCAGCAUUCACCCAGGAAGGCUGUGCAAAGACGAGUGUUCAUAUUGUUUCGGCAAAUUCGGACUUUUUGAUACUCCUUGUCAUAUCGCUACAAUCAAAAGUAUUGAGAGGCAGAAUAGGAUUCUAGGCACGGAAAAACAUCUCACGACUGAUUCCUGCCUGUGUGAUGCUUGCUAUAGGCACGUAGAUAGAAAAUCUAACACUCCUUCUUAUGUUAACAAAUCCUUAAAAAGAAAUGCCUUGGUUGCACCGGGUCCAAGAAAAAACCACUGCCAUGUUUUGGGUUGUAGAAAGGAGGCCACAAAUAUACUCAGGAGGAAAUGGAUCAUCAAAAUGAGAAAAAGUAUUUGUCAAGUGAUCAACAUAGACUUUGACAAUCCAGGUCUGCAUUCCAUACCAAUUUGUGAUGAACACUACACUGCCUUGGAACACCUCAUGAUAUGUUCCAUGUGCAAAAGAAGACUGGCCAGAAAUCACAUCCACUAUUUGGGACCUGAAACGAUUGAUCUCAACAAAGCCCUCGACGCUGAGGGUAUUCCUCUGGCGCUCACAGACAAACCUGUCGUGUGCAAGUUGUGCAAAUGUUUUGCUUCCAUUCUUCUCAAAGGUUCAGAGGAAAGACCUGAAGCGAGUGAUAAUUUCUUCAAGGAAUAUAAGAGAAGACUCCUGCAUUUCAAUGACAUCGAACCGAUGGACGAAGCCGCUGCAGAAGAGCCCAUCGCUGUCCCCAGCAAAGCUGAUCGUGUGGAGCAUACCAAAAAGAAGAAGAAACUCGUCAAAAACCCGCUCGCUACAAAAUCGGAAAGCGACUGUCCGGAAAGUCCUCAGAAAAUUCAAGAGAGGGUACCUUCGACAGACACCAGCAGUCAGCCCCAGUCCCGUUCUGAGUCCCCGAGCGAUGAAUACAAUGGAGUUGAUUAUAAUACUCUCAUACCUGCGAUCGCAAUGGAUUGUCCAAGCGAUACGGAGGUCAAAAAGGAAGCUCCCGUGCAGCCUGUCAUCAUCAGGAAGAUCGGACCGAAGUUUGAAUCUUUGAGAGACGCAGUGGAAAUUACCAAAGUUACAAAAGUGGACAAGAACAAAAACAGCGACAUCGCCGUUCAAAAACUAGGAGCUAAUCCAUCCAUAUCAGUCAGGCAACUAUUCCCGGGCGAAGAAGAACUCCCGCUCAAUGCCAGUAUAGACUUCAACAACGUCAAAGAACGCACGCCGGAAGGAUGGGAGAAGUGCUCUUCUGUUAUUCAGUACGACCAAGAGACGAAACGGCUUUGGCGUGAACUGCAGAAGCCCUACGGCAAUCAGAGCAGCUUCCUAAGGCAUCUAAUCCUCCUAGAGAAAUACUUCCGGAACGGCGAUUUGGUGCUGUCGGCUAGAGCAAGCCACCACUCGAUCAACUACAGCGAGUCGGUGCAUAACAGACUGAGGGCUUACGAUAAUAUUCCUUCUACUGCAGGAAAUAUCCAGCCGUUGAGCAUGCUCCCUUUUAAUAAGAUGCAGAAGAGCAGUAGCGGGAUUAUCACAAGCGCCAACAUCACUAAAGUUCCAGGUCUCAGCAGCUCAAUAUCUAUAAGCCACCCUCCCUCCAGCACCAUAACUUCAUCCAACUGCAAACCAGUUAGCAACAUGGCAAUGUCGAUUACCACUGUACCAAGUACCAGCAUUGUAACCAACAACAGCUUACCGAAGAGCACCCCUCUGACUAUAUCUCAGCUGAACAGCCCCCCUCUAUUACCCGCAAAUGCGACGAUGCUCCAACAAAUCAGGCCGAAAAUGGUGGGAGCUCCUCCGGGACUUAUAUCUCUCCAUCCAGGUACUAGUAGACCUGUAGCCCCUUUGGUGAAGGUGCCCCAGCCGCAAAAAAUUAAAUUCCCCAUUACUAAGAACUGGAGGCCCAACUUGAUGCCGAUUGACCCAAAUAAGAAACAGGAAAAGAAAGCUGGAUUGGUUCAGGUUAUCUCUGGAGGCAAACCAUACCAUAUAUCCCUGGAAGAUUACAAGAAAAUGUGCGCCAUCAAGAGGAGCUUCGAAAUCAAACAGAAACGCCUCCAAGAAGCUCAGACCGUCAAAGGCAUUCUGGUAAGACACAAUUCCGUUCUGAAGUCAAUUCAUCCCAGAAAAGGUCUGAUUAUCUCUAAAACCUCCGUCGCCCCGACCAAAACCGACACACAACCUUCUGCCCCACCGGUACCGCCCCUUCUCCCUAGCGCUGAGGGGGAGAACAUUCUCGAAAAACUAGAUCAGCAGGUGGAGAAAUUAGAAUCUAAACUCAACGAGAAGCAAACGUCUCUUCUUUUGCCUAGGAUACCAAAAUCACUUACCGUCAUACCUCAGACGGUUACGAGGAGACCUUCGAGUCCCGUUUUGCUGGUCACUCCCAAUAUCGCCAAUAACAAGUCAUGAUUGGAUAUGUUGACAAUUGUUCAAAGUGCCUUUUGAAACCGGGGGUGAUUCGAAUAUUGGCGCCCUCUGAAAUGAAUGAAUAAAGCUAAUUUUUUCGUAUGUGAUAGUAGUAAUGAUAGUCUGGCAAAUAAUUAAUAAUUCCCUGGUGAACCAAAAUAUUUUCAUAUUGAAGGUCUGGCUACCUCAUAUUAGGAUCAGUCUAUUCAGUGGAAAACUUUCACAGAAAUACUAAAAAGCUAGAUACCGAUCACUACUACUAGCAAAAAUAUUGCUGACAUUUAGCAACUUUGAAGUAUGGAGAACAAAUUUUUCAGUACUGCGUUAUAUUUGAAAGGGAUGAUGUAGUUAGAGUAGAAAUUGAGCCCGGCCUUAAUAAGUCAUUGUAACUAGAUAUUUCGCCCUCAACUGCUGUAGGCAUCUUCGGCUUUGAUGUAAUAGUCUCGUCUACCGACCUAGACAAGUAAUAACAAUAAUUUUAUUAUCCUGUAAGACAAUCGAAAAGGUACGAUAUGUGUAAAAACAAAAACUUAAAAUUAGUAAACAGUUUACUAAGAGUAACACAUUCAUUGAAAUUUUUAUUUUAAUAAUCGAUCAUUUCCU